GCCGGGUACCAGAUAUCCGGUGCAGCUUCCAGAACGCAUAACCAGUUUCUAGUCGAAUGGGAAACUCGCAGAGUCGUCGAUAUGUCAGGGGAAGGAAAGAGCCCGCCGCUCGACACGCCCGCGUUUGAGCGCAAGAUGCAGUCGCUGGAGAGCAAGCACGGCAGCGCGCAGUCGCUCAUCACGCUCGACGUCCGAGAAGCCGAGACGCCGUCGCCGCCGCCGCCAGCUCCGGCGACCGACUUUGCCGCGGGCUUUGGCAUCGGGCUCUGCAUCAUGUUUUACGCCUUUUGCGCCCGCCGCCCCGACGACGCUCUGCGCAGACCGUGCACGCAAUAUGGUCUCGCAAUCGGGAUGCUGGCCGCCGCUGCGCUUCUCUCGUGCGGUCUCUACUACGCGGCGCAGCUCUACUUUGUCUAGCUAAUUAAAUUAAACGCACAAUAUUAUCGUCAUUUCGGAUCGCA
Molecule: messenger RNA, 461 nt
Organism: Saprolegnia diclina VS20
Lineage: Eukaryota; Oomycota; Saprolegniomycetes; Saprolegniales; Saprolegniaceae
Exons: 1
Coding region: 82-417 (111 amino acids)
Source: RefSeq, a predicted model, not a curated record